AUGUCUGAGAAGAAGGACAUCAACCGAGGGCCCGAUGGCAACUUGGAGUCGGGCGAACUAUACGGUGUCAAGUCGAAUCCGGCUCCCCCCACCGAUGCUGUGUUUGGCGAGAUCUCAGAGGAUGGGCCCAACUUCAGGAGUUUAGGAUGGAUCGGCGCAGCGGGCCUCAUGACAAAAUCUUCAAUAGGGCUUGGCGUUCUCUCCAUCCCCACCGUAUUCGACACCUUGGGCCUGAUUCCGGGAAUCAUCUGCCUCAUCGCAGUCGGGGCUAUCAUAACAUGGUCCGGCUACGUAGUAGGCGUCUUCAAGCUCCGCCACCCCGAGGUCUACGGCGUCGACGAUGCUGGGUUUCUGAUGUUUGGUCCUAUCGGACGUGAAGGAUUUGGCGCCGCUUUCUGCUUAUUCUGGACCUUCAUCGCCGGCUCCGGCAUGCUCAGCACGUCGAUCGGAUUGAACGCAGUAUCGGCCCAUGGAACAUGCACGGCCGUCUUUGUGGUUGUUGCCGCCGUCGUGGGCUUCGCCUUUGCCAGCAUCCGGACCCUGGGCAAGCUCAGCUGGCUGGCCUGGCUCGGCGUCAGCUGCAUCAUCAUCUCGAUCUUCAUCCUCACCAUCGCCGUCGGUAUCCAGGAGCGGCCCGCCGCUGCCCCACAAGAGGGGAUCUGGGUCUCCGAUUACAAGCUCACCAACACGCCCGACUUUGCCAGCGCCGUGUCCGCCGUGUCCUCCCUGAUCUUCGCCUUCGCCGGCAUCCCGGCCUACUUCAACAUCCACGCGGAGAUGGCCGACCCACGCCUCUACACCCGGUCGCUGCUCGUGUGCCAGUCCACUGUUACCGCAGUGUACAUCACGAUCGGAAUCGUUGUCUACUACUACUGCGGGUCAUAUGUCGCCUCGCCCGCCUUGGGCUCCGCCGGCCACGAGAUGAAGAAGGUGACCUAUGGUGUCGCUCUCCCGGGGUUGUUUGUGUCGACGAUUCUUACUAUACACCUACCGGCCAAGUACAUCUUCAUCCGAGUCUUGCGAGGAAGCAGGCACAUGACCGCCAACACAAUCACCCACUGGGCAAGCUGGAUCGGAUGCACCGGCGGAAUAUCCAUCGUGGCCUACGUUAUCGCCAGCGGUAUCCCGGUUUUCGACGGCCUGGUCUCACUGAUCGGCGCCCUUCUCGGUACUCUGAUGUCGUUCCAGCCCAUGGGCUGCAUGUGGCUGUACGACAACUGGACCCAGGGCAAGUCUGAACGCUCGGUCAGAUGGAUUCUGAUGGUCUGCGUCAGCGUAUUUGUGGUGGCGUCGGGAACAUUUAUGAUGGUCGCUGGUACCUACGGAUCCGCUCUUAGCAUUGCUAAGACCUACGAGGCGACGGGAGGAUCAGCGGCAUGGUCCUGCGCGGACAACUCAAACUCGUAA
Diaporthe batatas is the source of this 1407-nucleotide messenger RNA. RefSeq lists its product as uncharacterized. Gene Ontology annotation, biological process: amino acid transmembrane transport. Bases 1 to 1407 code for a protein of 468 amino acids. Gene Ontology annotation, cellular component: vacuolar membrane. Lineage: Eukaryota; Fungi; Ascomycota; Sordariomycetes; Diaporthales; Diaporthaceae. The record is from RefSeq and is a predicted model, not a curated record. Gene Ontology annotation, molecular function: amino acid transmembrane transporter activity. The transcript is spliced from 5 exons.